Molecule: messenger RNA, 1591 nt
Organism: Brassica rapa (field mustard)
Lineage: Eukaryota; Viridiplantae; Streptophyta; Magnoliopsida; Brassicales; Brassicaceae
Product: heat stress transcription factor A-4a
Biological process (GO): regulation of transcription by RNA polymerase II; cellular response to heat
Cellular component (GO): nucleus
Molecular function (GO): RNA polymerase II cis-regulatory region sequence-specific DNA binding; DNA-binding transcription factor activity
Source: RefSeq, a predicted model, not a curated record
CACCGGGUCAAUCGUCUUGUCUACUUUUCUUCACAAGACUCUGUUAUUUCCUCAGAGAAACAGAGCACGACAAAAAUCACUGAUCUUUGAAAAUUCGAGAAGCAGAGAGGUUUCGAGAAGCAUUUUUUUCUUUAUAUUAUAGGAUUAGGUGAAAAUUUAAUACAAAAGGGCUCUAGAUUCAUUGAAUCUCGGAGUAGUUUUAAAAGGGUUUCUGAGAAGCUUCUGUUCGAUUGGUUUCAUUACCAAAAACACUGCUUUUAUAGAGAUGGAUGAGAGUAACCAUGGAGGCUCGCUCCCACCUUUCCUCACCAAAACGUACGAGAUGGUUGACGACUCCUCGUCUGAUUCAAUCGUCUCGUGGAGUCCUCAAAGCAACAAAAGCUUCAUCGUUUGGAACCCACCGGAGUUUUCAAGAGACCUUCUUCCCAAAUUCUUCAAACACAAUAACUUCGCAAGCUUUAUCCGACAGCUUAACACAUACGUAACUGGUUUUAGAAAAGCUGAUCCAGAGCAAUGGGAGUUUGCUAACGAUGAUUUCGUGAGAGGUCAGCCUCAUCUUAUGAAGAACAUUCACAGACGCAAACCUGUUCACAGCCACUCUUCACCGAGUCUCCAACCUCACCCAUUGACUGAUUCAGAACGACAGAGAAUGAAUGAUCAGAUCGAGAGACUAACCAAGGAGAAAGAAGUGUUGCUUGAAGAGUUACAUAAACAAGAGAAGGAACGAGAGAUGUUUCAGCAACAAGUUAAAGAACUUAAAGAUCAGUUACAACACAUGGAGAAGCGUCAGAAGACGAUGGCUUCGUUUGUCUCUCAGGUGUUGGAGAAACCGGAGCUUGCUUUCAAUCUCUCUCCGUGUCUACAGGAGACUAACGAGAGGAAAAGAAGGUUCCCUAGGAUCGGGUUGGAAGGUUCCACAAGCCCUUCUUCACAGGCAAGAGAGCUUCAGGUGGAACAGUUAGAGUCAUCAAUAGCGGUUUGGGAGAAUCUUGUAUCUGAAGAUUCUAGCGAGAGUUUGGGACAAGAAACAAGAAGCAUGAUGACACUUGAUGUGGAUGAGUCAUCUACUUGUCCUGAAAGCCCUCCUCUCCCUUGCAUUCAGCUAAGUAUCGACACAUGUCCUACUUCUCCAAGGACCAUCGACAUGAACUCUGAGCCUGAUGCUUCCAAAGAACAGAACACAGUUGCUCCCUCUCCUCCUCUUUCAGCAGCAGGAGGGAAUGAUGUCUUCUGGCAGCAGCUUUUGACAGAGAACCCUGGCUCAACUGGGCAAAAGGAAGUUCAAUCAGAGAGGAAAGAUGAUAAAGCUGAGAAAUGUUGGUGGGAUUCGAGGAAUGUAAAUACACUUACAGAACAGCUUGGACAUCUGACUUCUUGAGAUAGAGAAGUUGUUAUGUUAAAUGAUCUCUACUUCAGAUCUGUUUAUAGUUUCUUGUAACAUAGGUUUCUUUUUUACUUGUCGGUUCAUUGUAUUUUGAGUAUGGUUCUGCUUUUUAUCAUCACAUGUAUGUCCUUUCAGUAGCAGACUGUAACAUUAAUCUUUCAGGACUAUAGAAGCUUAACCUGACAACUUUGUUCAGUUAUUUCUGUC